Messenger RNA from Paramecium sonneborni, 2705 nucleotides. NCBI's taxonomy places the organism in Eukaryota, Ciliophora, Oligohymenophorea, Peniculida, Parameciidae. The record is from the annotation of a GenBank genome assembly.
AUGAAAUUAAAUUGGAUUUUAAUAAAGUUUCAUUCAAUAAACACAUUCAAUAUUGUUUUGGGAUUGUUACUUUAUUUACAAGAUAUCAAUUAAUUAGGAUCUUUGAUAUUAUUGAUGCUAAAUGGGAUGGUAAUGUUGACUGGAAUUUUGAUAUUGAAAAAACAACUAAUAAAAAAGAAUCAUUUACAACAAUUAAUACUUAUAAUAUUUAGCAUUCAAAUUUCAUAUUGCUGUUUUUUCAAUCGUGAAUUAAAUGUGUAAAGUUAUUUGCUACUUAAAUUUCAAGAAGCUCAAAUUAUUAAAAAAUAAUCAAGAAUAGUUAGCGUUCUUUAUCAUAUUAUUUAUAAUUUAGUUUUGUUUUCGUUAUUAAUAUUUCACAGUGAGAACUUGAUAUUAUACUUUUUAGCAUUUUAUUGUACUUUAAUUAUGAUUCCUAAAACAAAAUCAAAUUUAUAACAGUAAAAUGAAGAGUUUGAACUACCUUCACAUUUAACAAAGCCAACUUAAAGAAAUACAGAAUUAAUGAAUUUGGUUUAAGAUACUAUUAGUAAUUAAUGGAUGAUUAGAUUAUAAAAUAUUCCAGUAGGAAUUAUGAUUGUAAAAAAAGAGAAUUUAUAUGUCACGUUUCAUAAUUAGUCGCUUUUGUAAAUGUUUGAAGGAGUUAAAGAUGUUUAAUAUUAUUUGAUGAAUGAUCUGUAGUUUAAACUAUAGAUAAAAAGGAAGAGAAAAUAAGUAAGAGAAUCUAGCAUUAUACUACCUAAACAAAACUUAUUACAAAGCAAUGGUGUUCCUUAAUUUUAUAGUUCUCGAAAAAUAAUGAGUCUAUAAAAAAUACCAAAUACUUUAAAAAGCAUUCUUGCAGAAUUGUCGAAUGGAAAUUUGGAUCAGUUUUUUUCAAAGGAAAAUCAUUUAGAAUUAAUUGGACAACUUUCGAAGAAUAAAUAAUCAUAGUUAUUAGAAGAUGAUAAUAUUCGUAAGAUAUAAUGUAAGAUAUUUUGUGGUUAAAAUGAUUAAGAAUAUCUUAUUAUAAUGGAUGAUAUAUCAUUAUAAAGUUAUUUGUAAAGAUUGGAAACUAGAGAAAAAUUCUAAGUUCGCAUAAUUGAUUCUUUUUCUCAUGAAUUGCGAACUCCUUUAAAUAGUGCGAAAUUAUUUUUAGACGCUCUUAUAAAUGAUCCAAGAGUUAAUGAUACAUAUAAAAUUAAUUGUAUAUAACCUGCAGCAAAUGCUUUAAAAUUAUAAGCAUAUUUAAUUCGAGAUAUAAUAGAUUUUACAUAAUAUCAUUCACAUAUAAUAAAAUACAAUAUAGAAGAAUUCAAUUUUGAAAAUAUAAUCUAAGAAAUAAAUGAUAUUUUUAAACCAAUUUGUUAAAUCAAGAAUUUGGGAUUGCAUAUAAAUGUAAAAAAUUCAGUUCCAACAUUAAUUAAUUCUGAUUUUGAUAGAAUAAUGUAAAUGUUGGUGAAUGUAAUAUAAAAUUCAAUAAAAUAUUCUGAAAAAGGUUUAAUAACUUUGGAAAUAUCAUGUUAUGAUAAAAUUUUAACAUUUUGUAUAAAAGAUUAAGGAAUAGGGAUCCCAUCACAUAAGUUGAAUAAAAUUUAAUAAUUUUUAAAAUCUUAUAAUUAGAGUAGAGAUUUUUCAUCUCAAGAUGAAUGGGAAGGUUUUGGAUUAUUAGUUAGUUAGAUGAAUUUGUUAAAAUUAGCUCCAUAGAAUAAAAGUUAAUUAAGAAUAUCUUCGCAAGGUGUAUAGGAAGGAUGUUAAGUGAGUUUUAAAAUUAGAACAACAUAAUCUUCAAAUACGUAGAUAUUUAGAGGAAAUACAAUAUAAAGGACAAGUUUAAAAUGUGCAUUUACAGUUCCUGAUUUGUGUAUGGGAAUAUAAGGAAUAUUAAUAGUGAAUAAUGCUAAUUAGGAGAAUACAAUAUAAUAAAUUCCAAUUCGCUAGUAAUAAUCUGUGGCAAAGUAUUUUAAACGUUAAUAAUCAACAGGAGGUUUUGGUUAAAGUAUGUGGUAGGACACAGAUAUGAUAGAUGAAUAGGAUUAAGAGAGAGGAAAUCCUGAAGAGAAUUUAUAAAAAUUAAAUAAUAUAAGUAGAAAGACCAUGUUAAUAGUAACAAAUAUUGAUAUGAAAGAUAAAUAAUAAAAAAAAAGAAAGCAGUCGUCAUUUAGUAUAUCAGAUUUAGAUGUAAAUUCAAGUUAGAGACCAAAUACUCUUAUAUCUCGAUUGAUUUAAAGGGAAGAAAAAGAAAUGGAGAUGGAAGAAUAGUUCUAAAACUUACGAUUCUAAUGUAAAUGUAAUCGAGUAUUGAGUGUAGAUGAUGAUAUAUUUAAUUAGAAAGCAUUAUAAGUAAUAAUUGGUUAGAUGGGUUUUCGAUUAUAGAUUGUAUAUAAUUUAAUUUAAUUUAGGCUUAUAAUGGACAAUAGGCAAUAGAAUAAAUUUAGAAAACAGAAAAAUGUUGUGAAUGUUGUGAAUUAUUUUAUUUUAUAUUGAUGGAUUGUUAAAUGCCAAUAAUGGAUGGUUGGACAACUACAAAAGUGUUGAUGGAUAUGAUAAGACAAGAAAUCAUUCCAGAUAUACCUAUAAUUGGAUUAACAGCCUUUAAUUCAACAUAAGAUAUAGAAAAAUGUAUAGAAGUUGGAAUGAGGGAAGUAUUCACUAAACCUUUAAACAUCACUUUACUUAAACAAGCAUUAUUAAAAUUAAUUAAAUGA